This is a messenger RNA of Xenopus laevis (African clawed frog), 1926 nucleotides long. It is a transcript of the gene adap1l.L, whose product is annotated as ArfGAP with dual PH domains 1-like L homeolog. The record is from RefSeq and is marked provisional. Gene Ontology annotation, molecular function: phosphatidylinositol-3,4,5-trisphosphate binding; GTPase activator activity; anion binding. NCBI's taxonomy places the organism in Eukaryota, Metazoa, Chordata, Amphibia, Anura, Pipidae. Gene Ontology annotation, cellular component: cytoplasm; plasma membrane.
GAGAGGACAUAGAUUGGUGGCACCCUGUGUUUUGGGCACACCCUGUUACCUUGAAGAUCCCCUAGUGUGCCUGUUCUUGUAACAUCCUGCAGCAACACUGAUACUCACUAGGUGUUUCACAUCCUGCAGGUACAGAACGUUGGCCUAACACCCCAAGUAAGUAUGUCUGGGGAACAUAACUGGAAUGCAGCAACUGUCAAGAAUUUAACUGCAAGAGAAGGAAAUGAAACCUGUGCGGACUGUAAAGCUCCAGAUCCUCAGUGGGCUUCCCACACACUGGGCAUCUUUGUUUGCUUGGAUUGCUCAGGGAUUCACCGAAAUCUCCCAGAAAUCAGUAAAGUGAAGUCGUUGACUAUGGACAACUGGGAUGACGCCCAAGUUCAGUUCCUAGCCAGCCACGGGAACAAUGCAGCCAAAGCAAUAUAUGAGGCUCAUGUGCCUGUGUAUUACUACCAGCCAAAGCAUACGGAUUGCCAUGUUUUAAAAGAGCAGUGGAUUCGAGCAAAGUACGAGCGAAAAGAAUUUACUAAACCCAAAGGAAAGGUUUCUAAUGGCACAAAAGAGGGGAACCUUUUAAAGCGAGGGAGAGAUAAUGGACAGUACCUGCCUAGAAAGUUUGUCCUGUCCGAAAUAGAUGGCACCUUAAAAUACUUCACAAAGCCUGAUGCCAAGGAACCAAAAGCAGUGAUCAAAAUCGACACUGUUAAUGCCAGCUUCCAACCCGAGAAGAUGAAAAAUGCCAAUGGCUUACAGAUCACAUAUGUCAAGGACAACAAGACGAGAAAUAUAUUUGUGUAUCACAGCGAUGGACAGGAGAUUGUCAGCUGGUUUAAUUCCAUCCGAUUGGCCCAGUUUAGCUACAUGCAAAUUGCCUUUCCAAAAGCAUCUGACAACGAGAUCAUCAGCCGUUUGACCCGAAAUUUUUUGAAAGAAGGUUAUAUGGAAAAGACUGGACCCAAGCAAACUGAUGGCUUUAAAAAAAGAUGGUUCACUCUCGACCAUCGAAGACUGAUGUAUUUCAAGGACCCUUUGGAUGCUUUUGCCAAAGGGGAGUUGUUUUUGGGAAGCCGUGAAAAUGGUUAUGAGGUGAAGCCUCUGAUAGUGCCCUCCACACAUGGGAACUGCACCUGGAAUUACGGCAUCUCAGUCAUUACCCCAGAGCGUACUUACCUGCUUACCUGUGAAAGUGAGAGUGAGCGGGAGAACUGGCUCACUAUGUUCAAGAAGGUGAUCAGUCAACCCAUGACUGUUAGGGAAUUUUCAGUUGAAGCACAGUUUAAGACAAGGUCCUAACACAAUGCCUUCGCUGAACUGCACUAUCAUGUUCACUCUUCCAAGUCUUUAUGUUUGUGGUACCCACUGUUCAUUUUCAUAAACAUGCACAUUAUCCUUAAUGUCCUAGCCCUUUAUUUCAUUGCUAGAGCACUGCAUGAGACUGAAUUGCUAGGCCAUUUCUGCAGUGAGAAGAUUUCACAUAAAUACUUUUUAUAGCAAGACAGGUAAAAACAUAAUGUAUGUUCAAUUAUUUUUUAAUAUUUGGUGAUCGAAAACACUAGUAUUUUAUAUUAUGUCUUUAAAUGGCCUUCAUGAGUGAGAAACCUCAAGACAUGACAGGGCUCAUUUAUCAAUGCUGGGUAAAUUUGUACCAGGGCAGUAACAUGGUAACCAAUCAGAUCUUUUGCUUGGGGUCCCAGGGCCGUGUGUCCCUGAUUUAAACACCAAAAUGGCUCCCAGUUACACCUAAACCAUUCUCUAUUGCAACAGGGCAUUUAUUUGCAAGUUCUGUAAAUGGUAACUCUCUACAACGAAGGUUUGGCUUCAUUACUCCUUGUCUCUGUCCCUCUAGAAAUAUUAUUUUUGUUUCCUUAUGAGCAAACCUUAAUGAUUGAUUUCAAUAAAAGUUUAACUCUAUAUGUUAUAGUAAAA